CGUCCUGUCUACGUUUACCCUCCAGCUGCAGGCCACCCCUCCCCACCUUCCCCACGAUGGACUCCGCCGCCGAAAUCCCCAACCCCAGCCCGGAGGCCACCAACCCCGCCCCCGCCCCCGCCGCCGCCGCCGCCGCCGCCCCCGACCACUCCUCCUCCCCGCCGCUCCCGCCGCGCAAGCGCCGCCUCUCCCCUUCCCCCUCCCCCACGCGCUCCGGGUCCCCCCGCUCCCGCUCCCGGUCCCGCUCCCCCCGCGGCCGCCGCUCCCGCUCCCGCAGCCGCAGCCGCAGCCGCAGCCGGAGCAGGAGCCGCAGCCCGCAGUACCCGCCCGAUGGCAAGCGGCGGCGCCACAAUGACCUCACCGUCGAGGCGUGCCGCGACUUCCUGCGGGACAGGUGCACCCGCUCCGACCUCGAGUGCAGAUACGCGCACCCGCACCCGUCCGUCUCCGUCGAUCGGGAGAAUAAGGUGACGGCGUGCGCGGAUUCGCUGAGGAACAAUUGCUUCCGCGGGAGGACGUGCCGCUACUACCACCCGCCUCCGCAUAUCCAGGAGCAAUUGCUGAGAUCAAUUGGUGUGGAAGACCCAAAGGUGAAGACGAUCUGCAGAGAUUUUACACGUGGGAAGUGUUCAAGAUCAGCAAAUGAGUGCCGUUUCUUGCACCAUUCAUCUGUUGAAGAGCUUGCAAUUGUUUGCCAAGAUUUCUUGCGUGGACAGUGCAACCGCAAAUCAUGUAGGUACUCUCAUGCAGUAGCACAUCCGGUGCCACCAAUGAGCCAUGUUCCUAUUCCAUAUCCUGAGAUGCUUUACAUGCCACCGCCGCCGCCACCACCCCUUGGAGUACCAAUGAUGGGGCCUCCGCCUUCACCUCCCAGACCAUAUUCUGAUAAUAAGAACAGAGUUGAAGUUUGUAGGGACUUCUUGAAGAAUAUGUGUACUAGAGAAUCCUGCCGUUUUUUGCACCCUGAGACACAUACUGCGGCGACAAGUGACAAUGUUGAAGUUUGCCGUGAUUUUAAACGAGGAGAAUGCAACCGACCUGCCUGUCGCUUUUUCCAUCCAUAUACAAGCUGAAGUUUCUGUUAGCUAAAGUAAAGUAAACUAUACCUUUUUUUAUUUUAAAUCCAGAACAGAAUGACUAUAAUUAGCUGCCAAGUAUCCUUCUCCCCCAGAAAUACCUAGUUACAAAUUAAACUUUAACCUCAAUCCCUUAUGGAUCUUUUCUGCCCAUUGAAACAGCUAGAGCAAUAUAUAGAAAAGUUAAAGAUUGGCAAAUUUUGUCAUUUGGGUAUUCAAAUUGUUUGGGUGAAUUAACCUAUGUUCAUCAUGAAAUGGAACUUUUACCUCCAAUCAAAACAGGCAUGCCAAUGAAAAUGUUGUUUCUCUAAGAUUUCCAAUUGGCUAAGGUAGCAUGCACCAUUCAAGUGAUCUACUGUUUGAUCAGCUUUAUUGUCUUCUGUUCCACAUCAGAUGUCAUGUAUUUCAUAUGAUCAAUUCUAUUCCUUCACUGUGAAA
Molecule: messenger RNA, 1514 nt
Organism: Setaria italica (foxtail millet)
Lineage: Eukaryota; Viridiplantae; Streptophyta; Magnoliopsida; Poales; Poaceae
Product: zinc finger CCCH domain-containing protein 28
Exons: 8
Coding region: 57-1073 (338 amino acids)
Molecular function (GO): metal ion binding
Source: RefSeq, a predicted model, not a curated record